GAUGUAAUAAAGAGUCAUUGAGAAAGAGCACCCACGGGGAGGAGAAGCAGGAUGCCUAGUGUCAGUGACCCCAAAUACCAGACAUGUGUGCAAGGCUAUUGGGGCUCCUUCAGUUCCUGUUGAGCUGGUGAUAACUAUAGUCAUAGCUCUCACUUGUGGGCAUCGGGGAGCUGCGUGACGAGGAGCAAUGCUUCCCCGAUGGGAACUGUCUCUUUACCUGCUUGCUUCACUAGGCUUCCACUUCUAUUCUUUCUAUGAAGUUUACAAAGUCUCCAGAGAACAUGAAGAGGAACUGGACCAAGAAUUUGAGCUGGAGACUGAUGCUUUAUUCGGAGGAUUAAAGAAGGACCCAACUGACUUUGAAUGGAGCUUCUGGAUGGAAUGGGGAAAGCAGUGGCUGGUGUGGCUUCUCCUUGGCCACGCGGCCGUGUCUCAAAUGGCCACGCUGCUUGCCAGGAAGCUCAGACCCUGGAUCCUCAUGGCCUAUGGAAUGUGGGCCUGCUGGUGUGUGCUGGGGGCCCCAGGUGUGGCCUUGGUUUUUCUCCACACCGUCAUCUCCUUCUGUGUGGCCCAGUUCCGGUCACUGCUCCUGUCAUGGCUCUGCUCUCUCCUCCUGCUCUCCACACUGAGGCUGCAAGGUGUGGAGGAAGUUAAGAGAAGGUGGUACAGGACAGACAGCGAAUACUACCUGCUGCAGUUCACACUGACCGUCCGCUGCCUGUACUACACCAGCUUCAGCCUCGAGUCCUGCCAGCAGCCACCCACCGCCCAGGCCUCCUGCUCCUUUCCCUGGAUGUUGGCCUACGUCUUCUAUUACCCUGUCUUCCACAACGGGCCCAUCCUCAGCUUCCCCGAGUUCAUCACACAGAUGCAGCAGCAAGAGCUCAGCUCCCUGAAGGCCAGCCUCUGUGUCCUUGCCUGGGGCCUGGGCCGCCUCCUCUGUUGGUGGUGGCUGGCGGAGCUGAUGGCUCACCUGAUGUACAUGCACGCCAUCUAUAGCAGCAUCCCCCUCCUGGAGGCCGUCUCCGAUUGGACACUAGGAGGACUGGCCUUGGCCCAGGUGCUCUUCUUCUACGUGAAGUACUUGGUGCUCUUCGGCAUCCCGGCUCUGCUCAUGCGUCUAGAUGGACUCAGGCCUCCGCCCCUCCCUCGCUGCGUGAGCACCAUGUUCAGUUUCACGGGGAUGUGGAGGUAUUUUGAUGUUGGACUGCAUAAGUUCUUAAUAAGUCCUGUGUCCUGAGCUUAAGCAUCUUCCUGUUGCCAUGCAAGAAAGAAGGGCUGGGGAGAGGAGAAGAAGAUGGGAGAUAGAAAUUAUGGAUGCUUCCCCAUCCCCAUACCCUAUGGCUCUGCUAUUGCCCAGAAAGAGGGCCAAGACUGCCUUCAU
This is a messenger RNA of Tupaia belangeri chinensis (Chinese tree shrew), 1384 nucleotides long. RefSeq names its product hedgehog acyltransferase (gene HHAT). Gene Ontology annotation, molecular function: palmitoyltransferase activity. The record is from RefSeq and is a predicted model, not a curated record. The coding region runs from base 188 to 1240 and encodes 350 amino acids. Lineage: Eukaryota; Metazoa; Chordata; Mammalia; Scandentia; Tupaiidae. Gene Ontology annotation, cellular component: endoplasmic reticulum. The transcript has 10 exons. Gene Ontology annotation, biological process: protein palmitoylation.